Messenger RNA from Trichomonas vaginalis G3, 951 nucleotides. RefSeq names its product ankyrin repeat, PH and SEC7 domain containing protein SECG-related family. Gene Ontology annotation, molecular function: protein binding. NCBI's taxonomy places the organism in Eukaryota, Parabasalia, Trichomonadida, Trichomonadidae. The transcript has a single exon. The record is from RefSeq and is a predicted model, not a curated record. The coding region runs from base 1 to 951 and encodes 316 amino acids.
AUGCAUUCAAAAGAUCCCAUUACUAAAGCCUGCGAAGAAGGAAAUCUCGAACUUUUUAAAUCACUAUUAGAGCAUGAAAGCUAUGAAGAAAUAAAAUCUUUAGAUAGUCUACUUAAAAUUGCUUCAGAAAAUGGUCAUGUUGAAUUUGUUAAUUAUCUUAUCUGUAAUGGGGCUGAUAAAGAAGCAAACUCGUAUGAUGGAACUCCGCUCAUUUAUGCAUCAAGAAACGGCCAUCUUGAAGUUGUUGAAUAUCUCAUAUCUGUUGGUGCUGAUAAAGAAGCAAAGGAUAAUGGCGGAUCUACUCCACUCGCUUGUGCAUCAGAAAGCGGUCAUCUUGAAGUUGUAAAAUAUCUUAUCUCUGUUGGAGCUGAUAAAGAAGCAAAGGAUAAAAAACAUAGAUCUACUCCACUCGUUUUGGCAUCAGAAAAUGGUCAUUUUGAAGUUGUAAAAUAUCUUAUCUCUGUUGGAGCUGAUAAAGAAGCGCAUGGUUAUGAUGGAUCUACUCCACUCAUUUGGGCAUCAAGAGCUGGCAAUCUCGAAACUGUUAAAUAUCUUAUCUCUGUUGGAGCUAAUAAAGAAGCAAAAGAUAAAGAAGGAAAUUUUCCACUUAUUGUGGCAUGUCAGUAUGAUAAAUAUGAAGUUGUUAAAUAUCUUAUCUCUGUUGGAGCUAAUAUGGAAGCAAUAGAUAAGAAUGGAUGGACGCCACUCAUUUGGGUAUCAAGAAAUGGUCAACUUGAAAUUGUUGAAUAUCUUCUCUCUGUUGGAGCUAAUAUAAAAGCAAAGGAUAAAAAUGGUUGGACUUCUCUAAUUUAUGCAUCAUGGAAUGGAAAACUUGAAGUUGUUAAAUAUCUUAUCUCUGUUGGAGCUGAUAAGGAAGCAAAGAAUUAUGACGGAAAAUCUGCCCUCGAUGUUGCUUCAGGCUCUGUGAGAAAAUAUUUAUCAUCAAUUUGA